Molecule: messenger RNA, 594 nt
Organism: Polychytrium aggregatum
Lineage: Eukaryota; Fungi; Chytridiomycota; Chytridiomycetes; Polychytriales
Product: NADH ubiquinone oxidoreductase subunit NDUFA12-domain-containing protein
Exons: 6
Coding region: 51-476 (141 amino acids)
Biological process (GO): response to oxidative stress; mitochondrial respiratory chain complex I assembly
Cellular component (GO): membrane
Source: RefSeq, a predicted model, not a curated record
UCAUCUGACCCGCCGUCCAUCCAUCCGUCUCUGUCCCCUCGAAUCGCGCCAUGUCGAGCUGGAAAAACACACUUUUUCAAACGAUCGAUGCCAUCAAAGCCCAUGGAUGGAAGCGAGUCGUUUGGCAGUACAACACCAUUGAUCAGGCCAAGGCUGGAACGUUUGUUGGAAAGGACUACCUCGGAAACGAGUACUACGAAAACAAGAACGAUGUCGUUGUGAGAGACCGCUGGGUUCUCUUCAGCCGCUGGAACUCCGAUGCCUCCCAGGUCCCACCGGAGUGGCACCAGUGGCUCCACCGCAUGACCGACGAUAUCCCCACUGAAAAGACCCUGCCCAAGCCCGCCAAGUACAACCCACCCGCUCAUAUCGAGAACCUUACCGGCACAACUGCUGCAUUCAAGACCUACAGUACUACUGUCCCCAAGAUCAGCGGCUGGACGCCCUCAGUCAAACCCCGUGGCGGCGAUCUCUAAGUCAUGAAUCAUCUGGUCCGACGAGGCCCUUAAUUGGCCGCCAACCGCACCUCCUCCCUUGCACGUAUGCGUCAGAGACCUUGAUAAAAAUGAAUAUUUCACCAUCCCUUAUAGUGGC